Messenger RNA from Pocillopora meandrina, 3280 nucleotides. The record is from the annotation of a GenBank genome assembly. Lineage: Eukaryota; Metazoa; Cnidaria; Anthozoa; Scleractinia; Pocilloporidae.
CUGCAAUCUUUGCAAAAUGGCGAACCAAGGGGAAGGAAAAGGAGAGAGAUCUGAAGAUGAUUUCAUUCCUCUUAGAACAAAUACGAAACGAAAUACCACGGGACAGGAAGACAACUUAAUGAAAUCUUACUAUGAGGAGGUUGAAAAUAUAACACAGCUUUCUGAGGAAAAAAUUGAUGAAAUAAGGUGGCAAAAUGGGAUUGAGAUCCAAGGUGAAAAUUGCCCGAAGCCUAUAACAAGUUUUCAAGAUUUAAAGUUACCUCCUGAACUGCAGGAAUACUUGCAAGAUAAUGGCUACAUUAGCCCUACUGCAAUCCAGAUGCAGGCUCUCAGCUGUGUUAUGAGUGGAAGAGACAUCAUUGGUUUGGCAGAGACUGGGUCUGGUAAAACGUUGGCUUAUUCCUUGCCUCUGUGUAUGUUUUUGAAAACAAGACAGCCAUGUUUGCCUGGACAAGGACCUAUGGCACUUAUUUUGACUCCUACAAGGGAACUGAUGCGACAAGUGUUUGAUCAUAUUUCAGAAUUAUUGUAUUGUAUCACAACAGAGACUACAGGUAUGGUUUUACCAAACAAUAACCAUGGCAGUGUCGCUGAAAACAUCAAUUCACUUCAUUUGAAUUACUCAAACACAACAAGGAGUUCUUAUUUGAAUACACAUUUACCUUAUAAUGUGAUGAACACAGGGUCACCAGGAAUGCCUGGCUGUCAUCCAGUAUCAAGUCAUUUAGCAUCUUUCCCUUACUUAUUCCCUGCAGCUUCACCAGUCAGCAUCAAAUACAAAUCAGUUGGAAUUUGUGGUGGUGUGCCAGUUUCAGUUCAGGCACAGGAGAUAAGGAGUGGAGUGGAUGUUGUCAUAGCAACUCCCGGAAGGCUUCUUGACUUGUGUAAACGUGGCCUCAUCAGUCUUGAUAAAGUGUCAUAUUUAGUGAUGGAUGAGGUAGAUAAGAUGCUUGGGAUGGGGUUGGAAGAACAGUUGAGGAAGGUUGUUGGACUUGCUACUAGAACUGAAAGGGCAAGACAAACACUGCUAUGGACUGCUACCAUGCCAGAUUCUUUAGACAGAUUGGCAAGGUCUGCAGUGUUAGAUCCCAUUACAAUUCAAGUAGGACCUGUUGGGCUGAUAUCUCCUACUAUCCAACAAAAUGUCAUGUUUCUGUAUCAUUAUGAAAAAACAGAAAAAUUAUUACAAGUUCUUCGAAAUACACCUAUUCCUCCUGUCAUUGUAUUUACAUCAUCCAUCCAGAAUGUAGAUUAUGUCACAGAGUUACUUAAGGAGGAACAGUUCCAUGCAUCUGGCCUGCACUCUGAAAAACCUCAAGAAUACCGAUUUACAUUAGUGAGGGAAUUUCGUGAUGGCAAAGUGGAUGUGUUGGUGGCAACAGAUGUUGGGUCAAGAGGUCUUGAUUUUCCUGAAGUAACACAUGUAAUAAACUAUGAUCUACCAGAUAGUAUUGAAGAUUAUGUUCACCGCUGUGGUCGUACAGGAAGAAUGGGGCAUUUCGGUGUUGCAACAUCUUUUUUAACACUUGACUGUAAGAUUGCUGAGCAACUAAAAGAAAUGCUGGAAGUGAUGGAUCAAGCUGUACCCAAAGAGCUUGUGAACACUAAACAGUUUGGCAAAAAAAUCAUAAAGACAGAGUUUGGUGAUAGAGUUGUAGAUUUUUGAGAAGGUAUUUUGCAUUACAAUGAAACUAUUGAUUUUCAAAAGGAAGCAAGGGAAUCAACAUGGUUUGAUUUCAUGGUUUUCAUAGUGCUAUACACUCGAAACAAAGGGAGACGUAAAAUAGGAAUUUUGGAUCACCUUCUACUUGUAAUUAGACAAUUUUUCUCUAACUACACAUGGUAUGAAUUGAUUUCUUUUUUUAGUUUACAGAGAUUGUGUUUGUCAAUCACCAGACUGGAGAUCAUGUUUACUUCAAACGGCAAGUGAAUCAAGUUAUCGUGGCCCAUGUCACUAUGGGAAAAUGCUACGGCCUAAGGAUUGGGGACAUGACAAGGUCGAAUGCAGCUUUCUCUUACCAACUGUUGGUUGGUGAUAACUCAUUUUACCCGGGGGUUUUUCAUCUCUGGGUUCACAGAAAAUUGCCACAAGGACUGUGACUCCUGAUUUGGAGACAGCGACUCGUUAUAUUUUCACUCAUCAGCUUCUCAGGAUAACCUUGGGAGCGUGGCAUUUCACACUAAUGGUCAUGACAAACUUGAUAAGAGACUUACUAGUGUUGGCCUGCGUUAAGAGUAGCAUGGACAGUAACUGAGCCUUACAUGACGAGGAUAUUUUAAUAUUGGGGAUUUUGAGUCGCUUCAAAAGAGUAAAUAGCUUUGAAGACCGUUUCUCCUCCUACAGUCGUUUUUGUAAACCUUAUCAUGUAAUUAUGUCAGCAUCUAUAUGAAUUCUUUUCAUAAAAUGACCAGAGAGAGGCAAGUCAGUUGAAAACAUCUUCUUAGUGAAUAAACGUAAGUCGUGAGCAAAGCAAGCAUACAACUGUAACUUCAGAAAUAAAAGUAAAGGCUAAUUUUUCAUCUCUAGUGAAUACAUGUUUCGCAGUGAGUUAAUUAUUUCUCUGAAAAAAUACAAGGAAGGUUUUAAGUGCUGAGUUUCAUCAUCAUAUUUUAUUUGCCUUAUUUACACAAUACAAAAAAAUUUAUGUACAGCGGUUACAGCUAGAAGGCGAGGAGACUCAGGAAGCCACCGGGCUUAUGGGAGAGCCACCUCACUUACAUUAAUAAAUAAAGUAGAGAAAAAGUGCUGCGAAUGUGCGGCUAGGCCAAUUCAAGGAUUAUUUAAGUAAAAACUCUUGCAUUUUCGUCUUAAAACUAAGAAGGUUUGACGAACGAGUGACUGAAACAGGAAGAGAGUUCCAAAUUUUAGGACCUUGGUGAAGAAUUGUAAAUUGCUUGAGAUUUGUGCGGCACAAAUGCGUUCGAUAAUUACUGGCUGUUCUGGUACCAUAGUUGUGAAUUUGGCUAUUCGUUACAAAAAGAUUGAGAAGCAAUGGAGGCAAUAAGUUAUUUCUAUAAUAAAACAUGAGUUUGGCGGUUUCAAAAGUAUUGACUUGGAAAAUAUCUAAAAUUCCUAGUUUGGAGAAUAAAGGAGCGGAAUGGGCUCAUAAGUCUGAGUUGGUGAUAGCCCGCACAGCUCGCUUUUGCAAGUAAUAAAUUCUAUUUAAGUUAGAUACGUAUGUGGACGACCAGGCACAGUUACAAUAGACGAUAUAAGGAUAAAUUAAGGUGUAGUACAAAGUGAGCUUGGUUGUAGAGGAUAGGAAAAAGCGAGACCUGA